Molecule: messenger RNA, 959 nt
Organism: Neomonachus schauinslandi (Hawaiian monk seal)
Lineage: Eukaryota; Metazoa; Chordata; Mammalia; Carnivora; Phocidae
Gene: PEMT
Product: phosphatidylethanolamine N-methyltransferase
Exons: 8
Coding region: 124-723 (199 amino acids)
Biological process (GO): phosphatidylcholine biosynthetic process
Molecular function (GO): phosphatidylethanolamine N-methyltransferase activity
Source: RefSeq, a predicted model, not a curated record
CAACAAUGAACAAAUGUAGAAGUUGUCACUUCAGGAGACAGUGAGGGCAGGGACCUGUGUUGUUCCCCACUGUAACCGCAGCACACAGACGAGUUCAGCAAGUACCCGGCAGACCUCUGCGUUAUGACCCGGCUGCUGGGCUACGUGGACCCCUCGGAUCCCCGCUUCGUGGCUGCCAUCCUCACCAUCACUUUCAAUCCGCUCUUCUGGAAUGUGGUUGCGAGAUGGGAACAGAAAACCCGCAAGCUGAGCAGGGCCUUCCGAUCCCCCUACCUGGCCUGCUACUCCCUGGGCGCUGUCAUUUUGCUCCUGAACGUUCUGCGCUCCCACUGCUUCACACAGGCCAUGCUGAGCCAGCCCAAGAUGGAGAGCCUGGAUAACCCCACGGCCUACCGCAUGGGCCUCGUGCUCCUGGGAGUGGGCAGCACGUUUGUGCUCUCCAGCUUCUUCGCACUGGGCUUCACUGGGACCUUCCUAGGCGAUUACUUCGGGAUCCUCAAGGAGGCAAGGGUGACCACAUUCCCAUUCAACGUCCUGGACAACCCCAUGUACUGGGGCAGCACGGCCAAUUACCUGGGUUGGGCUGUCAUGCACGCCAGCCCCACCGGCCUGCUGCUGACCGCGGUUGUGGCCCUCGUCUACAUGGUCGCCAUCCUGUACGAGGAGCCCUUCACCACGCAGAUCUACCAGCAGAAAGCCUCCCCGUCCCACAAGAGGAGCUGACCGGGCCUUCGGCCACGUCGCGGAGCGUCUGUCGCCUCCGGCCUGCCCCGAGUGCCAAGCCCUGCAGCGGGGAGACGGGCCCCGGCCGCUGCUCGGUGUUGGCGCCCGGCGAGGGCCACUCCAGUGCCUUGGAAACCUCUGCCUUGGGGGCCCUGGACAUGCUGUCGUCUGGCCACUGAGUCCCCCUGCCCUGCAGCCCUCAGUACAUCCUAACUCACCAAUAAAGGCACCCUGAC